Molecule: messenger RNA, 1839 nt
Organism: Mucor velutinosus
Lineage: Eukaryota; Fungi; Mucoromycota; Mucoromycetes; Mucorales; Mucoraceae
Exons: 4
Coding region: 1-1839 (612 amino acids)
Biological process (GO): pyruvate metabolic process; malate metabolic process
Cellular component (GO): mitochondrion
Molecular function (GO): malate dehydrogenase (decarboxylating) (NAD+) activity; NAD binding
Source: RefSeq, a predicted model, not a curated record
AUGAGUCUCUACAAGUCUACCAAUGCCAUCCUAUCCAGAUCGCUGAGAAAUCAGGGAAUCAAGCCAUCGUUCUUUCUCCAAAGGAUUCAUACUCAAUCGCCUUCUUCCACCCUCAUGCCUGCCUUGAAGGAGGAAGCCAGUCAAUUACACCAAUCAGUCAAGCCUGUGGAUGCUCUCCACUCUGCCUAUUAUAACAAUGGCACAGCAUUGCCCGCUCACAUGCGUCAAAAACUGCAUGUCAGAGGCCAAAUCCCUUCUACUAUCGAUUCAUUUGAAAAUCAAGCCACCCGAGCCUUGAAAAUUGUAAGAUCCAGACAGACUCAAUUGGAAAAGUACACGUUUAUGGCACAAUUACGCAAUAACAAUACAAGGUUAUUCUAUAAAUUGAUUAAUGAUCAUAUUGAGGAAUUCGCCCCUAUUAUUUACACUCCCACUGUCGGUGAAGCAUGUCAAAGAUACUCUGAUAUUUACCCCUUUUUGACCCCACCAGGAACACCCGAUGGCCUUUAUCUCACCUUGAAGGAUCUCCCUCACUUGGAUGAAAUCAUUGCUGACUAUAAACAGAGAUCGGGAGAGACACCGGAUAUUACCGUGAUGACAGAUGGAUCUCGUAUUCUGGGCCUCGGCGAUCUUGGCUUGAACGGUAUGCCUAUCAGCAUGGGUAAGCUUCAGCUGUAUGUUGCUGGUGCAGGUGUUGAUCCUCGCAAAACAUUGCCCAUUGUCCUUGAUUUCGGUACCAACAACGAGAAGAACUUGACGGACGAACAUUAUCUCGGUGUGCGUGAAAAGAGGCCCAACGACAAAGUGUUCUACCAUGCUGUGGAUCAGGUACUCAAGUCUUUGAUUCGUGCUUUUCCUCAUCUCUUGGUGCAGUUUGAGGAUUUCUCAAGUGAGCAUGCGUUUGGCUUGUUAAAAGAGUAUCAAAACAAAAUGUUGUGUUUCAACGAUGAUAUUCAAGGCACUGGCGCCGUCAUCUUAUCAGGUCUCAUCAACGCGUUUAGAAAGGUGGAAACAGAGUCAAACGUUCCCCUGUCUGAUCAUCGCAUUGUUUUCUACGGCGCUGGAUCAGCUGCAAUAGGUGUUGCACGACAGAUUCAGGAAUACUUGGAACUGGAACACGGCUUGACAGAAGAACAGGCUAAGAAGGUCUUUUACAUUUGUGACUCAAAGGGCCUUGUCACUGCUGAUCGUGGCGACCGUCUUGCGGAACACAAGGUUUACUAUGCCAGGCACGACAAUCAAGGUAGUCAAUACCAAUCCCUAGACGACAUUAUCAACUACGUCAAGCCUACUACUCUGAUCGGUCUUUCUUCUUCUACGGGUGCUUUUAGUAAGAGUGUGCUUGAACGCAUGAGUCAGAUCAAUGAUCAGCCCAUCAUAUUCCCCCUUUCCAAUCCUUCCACAAAGGCCGAAUGCACGUUCGAGGAUGCUAUGAAGGCCACAAACAACAAGGUUGUGUUUGCUUCAGGUACUGCCUUCCCCGCUUAUAUUGUACCAGAGACAAAGGAGGUGCGCAUGCCCGGACAAGGUAACAACAUGUACAUGUUCCCUGGCUUGGGUUUGGGUAGUAUCAUUGCUAAACCCGAGUCCAUCACGAACCGCAUCAUUCUUCGCGCUGCUAUGGCUUUGGCUGAUUCUCUCACUGAACAAGAGCGCGCUAAUGGAUGGCUCUACCCUGAACUAUCUCGUAUCCGUGAUGUUUCUGCUACCGUCGCAUCCGCCGUCGUCGAUCAAGCUGUUCGCGAUAAGAUUUCUACUGUGGAAGAGCUUAAAUCUAUCAAGCCCAGUGAAUACCAAAACUAUGUCAAAGAACGCAUGUGGACAUCCGACUAUGAGUAA